GGUUUACCCCAAAGAAGGGGAAUCACCGCGAGAGGUGACUCCACGGACGGAGCAGGAAUGAGCAACUAACCCGCAGCGGUCAGUCUCCCACUGAACAGUGAAGAGGGAAGAGCUGACUCGCCGUGCGGUCUCCGUCGAGUUCUGAGAAGGAGUGUGUUCGGCUGGCCCUAGUCUUCGUCCUGGCAGUUGCCCUAGGGUGAAAAUGAUCCUCUCUGUUGCCUUUGUCUUUUGCAACAUUUUCAUGGUCAUGACAACCCCACAUGGCCCUGGCAGCAACCAUGGACACCACCGAGGUGGAGGACAAUCCGAGUACCGUUAUUAUGGCCCUUUUGAUAAUGGUCCACUUACCAGGGGGUUGAUCGUAUGGCAUGGACCAGACGGCCCUCGGAUCAGGAAAGUUAUUCUAGGUACAUCAAACAGCAACCAAGGCACAUGGACGGGCCUUCCUGACGGUGGUCUCGGACACGGUAGUCCGACUAGAAGUUCUCCCUUCACUGGGCACCUGUAUGGAAGUGGAAGCCAGGCAGGAACGGGAGUGGGACACCUACAUGGGAGUGGAGCCAGCAGCUUCCCUUUCAGCGGAAGCCAGGCAGGAACAGGAGUGGGACACCUACAUGGGAGUGGAGCCAGCAGCUUCCCUUUCAGUGGAAGCCAGGCAGGAACAGGAGUGGGACACCUACAUGGGAGUGGAGCCAGCAGCUUCCCUUUCAGUGGAAGCCAGGCAGGAACAGGAGUGGGACACCUACAUGGGAGUGGAGCCAGCAGCUUCCCUUUCAGUGGAAGCCAGGCAGGAACAGGAGUGGGACACCUACAUGGGAGUGGAGCCAGCAGCUUCCCUUUCAGUGGAAGCCAGGCAGGAACAGGAGUGGGACACCUACAUGGGAGUGGAGCCAGCAGCUUCCCUUUCAGUGGAAGCCAGGCAGGAACAGGAGUGGGACACCUACAUGGGAGUGGAGCCAGCAGCUUCCCUUUCAGCGGAAGCCAGGCAGGAACAGGAGUGGGACACCUACAUGGGAGUGGAGCCAGCAGCUUCCCUUUUAGUAGCAGUAGUCAGACUGGCACAGGUCAUCUUCAUGGGAGUGGAACUGGGAGCCUGCCUUUCAGCGGUGGAAGCCAGACUGGCACAGGCGUAGGUCACCUUCACGGGAGUGGAACUGGGAGCCUGCCUUUCAGCGGUGGAAGCCAGACUGGCACAGGCGUAGGUCACCUUCACGGGAGUGGAACUGGGAGCCUGCCUUUCAGCGGUGCAAGCCAGACUGGCACAGGCGUAGGUCACCUUCACGGGAGUGGAACUGGGAGCCUGCCUUUCAGCGGUGCAAGCCAGACUGGCACAGGCGUAGGUCAUCUUCACGGGAGUGGAACUGGGAGCCUGCCUUUCAGUGGUGCAAGCCAGACUGGCACAGGCGUAGGUCACCUUCACGGGAGUGGAACUGGGAGCCUGCCUUUCAGCGGUGGAAGCCAGACUGGCACAGGCGUAGGUCACCUUCACGGGAGUGGAACUGGGAGCCUGCCUUUCAGCGGUGCAAGCCAGACUGGCACAGACGUAGGUCACCUUCACGGGAGUGGAACUGGGAGCCUGCCUUUCAGCGGUGGAAGCCAGACUGGCACAGGCGUAGGUCACCUUCACGGGAGUGGAACUGGGAGCCUGCCUUUCAGUGGUGCAAGCCAGACUGGCACAGGCGUAGGUCACCUUCACGGGAGUGGAACUGGGAGCCUGCCUUUCAGCGGUGCAAGCCAGACUGGCACAGACAUAGGUCACCUUCACGGGAGUGGAACUGGGAGCCUGCCUUUCAGUGGCAACAGUCACACUAGUGAGACGAAUCAUGCUAGUGAAGAUGACAGCACAAACCACAUUUCUGACAAGGGCAUUGACCAAAAUGAAGUCAAGUCAGGAAGCGACAACUCAGGUGGUGGCAGCCUUUCGGGCAGAACGCGUUUAACCCACGAUGAUACUAGAGCUGGGGAAGCUAUCGCUUUGAAAGUUGAUCUGAAAAACGUUGGUCUCCCCAAAGUUUAGGUAGCCUGAUGGUCCACAUCUCCCAUUGCUACCUAUAUAUAGUUACAAAACCUGCACUUCUCUUUGUGACUUUCUGUGUCUACUCAAUAAGAGAAAUAACUUAAUCAAGAUAAGUCAGAAAAUACAUGUUAAUAUCUUUAGCAGCAGCUAGGGUCAUUUUGGAUGCGGAAGUAUUUUGACAUGCAUUUCUUUAACAGUUCCUUUGCUUGCUAAAAUGGGAAGAAAUGUAUUUCCAAUAAACUGUUAUUAGAUAUACAAGA
Messenger RNA from Penaeus chinensis, 2277 nucleotides. RefSeq names its product hornerin-like. NCBI's taxonomy places the organism in Eukaryota, Metazoa, Arthropoda, Malacostraca, Decapoda, Penaeidae. The record is from RefSeq and is a predicted model, not a curated record. Bases 203 to 2017 code for a protein of 604 amino acids. The transcript is spliced from 2 exons.